Messenger RNA from Anopheles gambiae (African malaria mosquito), 2849 nucleotides. RefSeq names its product acyl-protein thioesterase 1 (gene Apt1). Lineage: Eukaryota; Metazoa; Arthropoda; Insecta; Diptera; Culicidae. Gene Ontology annotation, biological process: protein depalmitoylation. Gene Ontology annotation, molecular function: carboxylic ester hydrolase activity; palmitoyl-(protein) hydrolase activity. The transcript is spliced from 4 exons. The coding region runs from base 431 to 1195 and encodes 254 amino acids. The record is from RefSeq and is a predicted model, not a curated record. Gene Ontology annotation, cellular component: cytoplasm.
CAUCCCGUUUGUUUCCAACAAAUCGGCAAACUCGGUUUCGUGCGUCAACUCCGGUCGGGUGGUUCGGGAAAACUUUGGGAAAGCCAAACUCGCGGAAAAGCCAGAGCAAAAGCCGCGCCGUUCGGUCAAAAGUGAGAGCGAGCGAGCGAGAGCACAGCCAAGUGCGUCUUGCAGGGAAAAAGUCAUUCUUCACAGCAUCGCAUCCCGCGAGUUGAAAAACCCCCCGUCUGUGCGUGUGUGUGGUGAGUGUGAAGUUUUUCCGCGUGCCAAACGUGAAAGGUGAAAGUUUGCGUGUCGAGAAAAACACACACCCUCGGGAAGGAAAAAUCCCGUGUUCCCGCAUCCGAGUGUCCGUGCGCGACGUCAGCAUCCAAAGUGCUCGAGGAUUCGAACAAGUUCCGAAACAAAUCGUCCUAGCAUCCUCACCGGAAUGGCUGCUGCACCCGUUAUCAUUCCAUCGGUCGCGAAGCAUACCUCGACGCUAAUCUUCCUUCAUGGCCUUGGCGAUACCGGCCAUGGAUGGGCCACAUCGAUGGGAGCGCUCCGUACGCCCGACAUGAAGGUGAUCUGCCCGACCGCACCGAACAUGCCGGUAACGAUGAACGGCGGCUUUCGGCUGAACUCGUGGUUCGACCUGAAGUCCAUCUCGAUCAGCGACCCGGAGGACGAGGAGGGCAUCAAGAAGGCGACCCGGUACGUGCACGAGCUGAUCCAGAGCGAGAUGAAGGCGGGCAUUUUGUCGAACCGGAUCAUGCUCGGCGGGUUCUCGCAGGGCGGUGCGCUCGCGCUGUACGCCGGCCUGACGUUCGCCGAACCGCUGGCCGGUGUGAUGGCCCUGUCCUGCUGGCUGCCGCUGCACAAAAGCUUCCCGAGUGUGCGAAAGUGCCCGGAUACGGUGCCGGUCCUCCAGUGCCACGGUGACUGUGAUCCGAUCGUGUUCUACAAGUUUGGUCAAUUAUCGUCCAGUGUGUUGAAGUCGUUCAUGAAAAACUCGCACUUUCAAACGUACCAGGGACUGGGGCACAGUUCCUGCGAUGCCGAAUUGAGCGACAUGAAGGUAGGAAGGGCAAAUUCACUCGUCCAACCGCUGUGGCUAAUUGUUAUUUAUUGUUUUUUGCUUUGCAGAAAUUCAUCGACGAUCAUGUUCCUCGCCAGUGAAGCGGCUCAAACCGGCACCCCGAUGCGGCUCUACUAAACGCUCCAAAUGCUGCAAUUCGCUUACAUUCGUCAGAAAACAAACAAAAAAAACCGUACGUAAAGAGAGGCGGAAGGGUGAUAAUAUUUGCGAGUUAGAAACUAUUACUUAGCAGAUCGAGUGGAAAACGGUAGUAUCUUUGGCAAACGAAUGGCGUGGGGUGACGCAUAAAAAUCAAGUAAACAAUAAUUGUAAUUUAUUCCAUCUCGGAAGGAGCUAAUUGGCACGAAUUCUAAGCAUUACUCGCAGCAGCAGCAGCAGUAGUACGCAUGCAAUAUUUAAAAAAUACGGCAGCCGCCCCCCACGGCGCGUCCUUCCCGCGGGCAAUCGUGUGCGUAGUGAAAGCAAUCAUAAAGCAAAAAACGCGAAAAGAAAAGGGAGGCUGAUAAGCGAUGCAAAGCCAAAUGAUGAACGUUAAACUAUCCUAGACAUGUGGACUGCAAAACAAUACAGAAACUGAGUCAAUGUUUAAAAACACAUAAAACACACACCCACUUGCUCUAAAACACACGCCCUUUUCAUGCAAUAUUUUUGAAAGUAGCACCCGGGGGCAGAAGCGUUGACACGUUCGUUUACCCCUUCUUGCUUGAGACGUUUAAAAGGUAGAAAAGUCCCCCAGAAUGACCCAAUUGAAGCAAAAAAACAGGGUAAAUUGUGAAGAGCGAGACGAAUGAACACAAGAGUGAUUCGCAUUGUUGAGACUACCUAUAUUACUACAACUAGCAUUUGAGUAGACGUUGGCCAUUUGCGGUUUUAGAUGACUAGCAACAAAAAAGGGAAGAGAGAGAGAGUAUACACACACAAAAAGGGAAUGUAAUUGAAUGCAAACUAGCAGAGGACGCAAAGUAUUGAAAUCCUUUGAAAGGAGGGCAAACGUAUACAAGAGCACGUUGGCGUCUCACUACACCACCAACACAGAGCGAUGGAAAAAGUUAAACUUUUCAUUUUCCUUUAGUCAGCUACGGACGCUAUGGAGAGGAAGAACCUGGAACCGGCCGGAUUAGUAUUAGUAAGACAGUGUUUCUUCUUGCAAACUAGAUUUUCGUCCAAACCUUUUUCCUUUCGAGAGUUGAGAGUUUUCGUUUGCUUAUCCUUAUUUUAUUUCAUACCUAAAUAUCCAAUAAAAGCAGAUUUUAGCAACACACAACACUGUGGCCAGCUCGUCGUGGUAGGAUGAUUGAUUGAUAAUCAAAAGCAGAGAGAGAGAGAGAGAGAGCAAACAACUAAUCACCAAUCACAGCAACAUAAAGACAAUGAGCAAAUACAUGUUCUUUGUAAAGGUGGAGCGCCAUGCAAGAACCGAUAAGCCCUAUAAAACCUAGAAAUUGAACGGCUUCAGAUAUCUUUCCGCGUUUGGAAAUUGCACUAAAUACCAAUAUUUAAAAAUUUGCGCCCACUCCCCUCUGAAAGGGACUGACAGAGUUAGUGCCGCUUACAGACUGUUCCGACAAGACCGAGCGGACGUUAAGUUAAGAAAACAUGAAACACCAUGCAAGCGAGAAGAGAGGGUGCGAAAGAGGCUACCACAGGGCGGCGCAAUCCCGUAUGUACUACUCAGCUACAACUACACAUGUAUUCUGGAGCCGGUGUGCUAAAACAAACAAAAACACUGCAAGAGAUUUAAUAAUAUAUUUUAGGUUAACAAAAACAAAAA